Oncorhynchus gorbuscha (pink salmon) is the source of this 3261-nucleotide messenger RNA. Its product is annotated as zinc finger protein OZF-like. The transcript is spliced from 2 exons. The record is from RefSeq and is a predicted model, not a curated record. Gene Ontology annotation, molecular function: RNA polymerase II cis-regulatory region sequence-specific DNA binding; DNA-binding transcription factor activity, RNA polymerase II-specific. Bases 602 to 2269 code for a protein of 555 amino acids. NCBI's taxonomy places the organism in Eukaryota, Metazoa, Chordata, Actinopteri, Salmoniformes, Salmonidae. Gene Ontology annotation, biological process: regulation of transcription by RNA polymerase II.
UGAGGAUCAUAUUUUAUUUUCAGACAAAGAUUAUUUGAAAACGAAACGAGACGAACCAGCCCAAAACCAAACCAAUUAGGUGGUUAUUCGAUGUAAUGAAGCUUCAGACGUGUUGCUGAUACAGUGAUACAGGCAUCAUCACACUGCUUUGAAGUAUACUGCUUAGCGAUUUGGAUGCAUACCUCGUAGUCCCGGAAUCAAACGUCCCUACGAAACGUCCCUACGUAACAUCCCUACACGCUUCCUACACUUUAGCUUGUUGUCUGAAAAUUAAAUAUACAUUUUACUCAACUGCGUUACUCACUCCAGUCAACAGAGGGCGGACUGGCAAUUUAAGGCGUUUUAGACGUUUAAUCUAGUAGAUCGAACGCUUCUUUCAACAGCAACAACAGUUAGUCAGACACCUCGGUACCUUGCCAGACAAAAUAGCUGAACCAAUAAAGCUCUUUAAACGCUGUAGUGCAUAUUAGCAACUGUGUUUUAAACCCAAUUCUGUCGUCUAGUUAGUUAUCCGAUUUAAUUUCAUAUUUACGGUGUUGUUGUUAGUCAGCUAGCGGUCUGGUUAAGUUAGCAUUAGCCCAGCUAGCUAACGUCCCCGACCAUGCGGUCACUAAGCUUUUCUCCUCCUGCUAUAGAAGAUGGGGUCUGCUGGAUGGAGGAAGAGGUGGAUAUCACAGUAAAACAAGAAGUAGAGAGUGAGGCUGUUACUGUGAAAGAAGAAAAAGACGCGUUCAGAGUGAAAGAGGAGGAGGAUGUUACAGUAAAAGGAGAGGAGGAUGCCGUUUAUGGAUUGAAAGAGGAGGAUGAAGAGAUGACUGUUAUAUCGAAAAAAGAGGAGGAAGAAGCGGAGGAAACUGGAUAUCUGGGCCCGGUUUCCCAAACGCAUCUUAAGGCAUCCAAUGGUUCUAAUGAUGAAUUUAGCCAUAAGAUGGUUUUGAGAAGCCGUUCCCUGAUUAACACUCGUGAGAGAUGUGACAAUCGUGGAUCCUCUGUGGAGCCUCAACAACAUCAUGAUGCUGAAGAGGCAGAGAAGAGUCCCUUCAGAUCAGACCAUAAGAAACACCAGCAGAGACCCACAGAGAAGAAAUCUAAUUGCUGCUCUGACUGUGGGAAAAGAUUCAACUCUUCAGUAAAACUUCAAAUACACCAGAGAACACACAAAGGAGAGAAAUCGUUUAGCUGUGAUCAAUGUGGGAAGAGUUUUACUACAUCUGGCUCUCUGACUUUACACCAGAGAACACACACAGGAGAGAAACCUUAUAGCUGUGAUCAAUGUGGGAAGGGUUUUACUACAUCUUGCCAGCUGACUAUACACCAGAGAAUACACACAGGAGAGAAACCUUAUAGCUGUGAUCAAUGUGGGAAGAGUUUUACCACAUCUGGUCAUCUGACUUUACACCGGAGAACACACACAGGAGAGAAACCUUAUAGCUGUGGUCAAUGUGGGAAGAGUUUUGGUCAAUCUAGCCAGCUGACAUUACACCAUAGAACACACACAGGAGAGAAACCUUUUAGCUGUGGACAGUGUGGGAAGAGUUUUGGUCAAUCUAUUAAUCUGAAAGUGCACCAGAGAAGACACACAGGAGAGAAAUCUUAUAGCUGUGAUCAAUGUGGGAAGAGUUUUGUUACAUCGGACCAGCUGACUUUACACCAGAGAAUACACACAGGAGAGAAACCUUAUAGCUGUGAUCAAUGUGGGAAGAGUUUUACUACAUCUAGCUCUCUGACUUUACACUGGAGAAUACACACAGGAGAGAAACCUUAUAGCUGUGGGCAAUGUGGGAAGAGUUUUGGUCAAUCUAGCCAGCUGACCUUACACCAGAGAAUACACACAGGAGAGAAACCUUUUACCUGUGGUCAAUGUGGGAAGAGUUUUUGUCAAUCUAGCAAUCUGACAGUGCACCAGAGAAGACACACAGGAGAGAAAUCCUAUAGUUGUGAUCAUUGUGGGAAGAGUUUUGUCAAAUCUGACCAGCUGACAGUACACCAGAGAAUACACACAGGAGAGAAACCCUAUAGCUGUGAUCAAUGUGGGAAGAGUUUUACUACAUCUGGCUCUCUGACUGUACACCAGAGAACACACACAGGUGAGAAACCUUAUAGCUGUGAUCAAUGUGGGAAGAGUUUUGGUCAAUAUAGCCAGCUGACAUUACACCAGAGAAGACACACAGGAGAGAAACCUUCUAGCUCUGAUCAAUGUGGGAAGAGAUACUCUGGUAAAAGAUCUCUGAUCAAACAUAAAAAAAUACAUGAAGGAGUUGUUUCAUGAUAUCAAUGAAAUAAUGUCACAAUGUAGAUUAUUUUAACAGUAGUAUUUUAAUGAAUGUCAACGUAGAACCCUAAAUGUUUGCCCACUGUUCAAUUGAUUUUAGCCUCAUGGAAACAAUCCAGGCUCUGAAUUGAAAGAGUUACUAUUUAUGUGAUUGAACAAAAAGUGACUAACAAAAAAGAGUUUGUUACACUUAUCACGUUGGUGACCCACUUCAAUCAAAAUGCAACACUUCAAAAUGAAUCACAAUGUAGCUAGCAGUUUACCACGUUGGUGACCCACUGGAAUCACAAUGAAACACUCCAAAAUGUUGAGGUUUUCAAUAUAUCCCAAACUGUUUCUGCAUAUUGGUUAUUGAUUUGGACACGUUAAAACUGUGUUUUGACAUUGCUCUAUUCCCAUUUAGCAAAAUGUCAUUCAAAAGACGUUGAAAGUAAGACUAUGCCCGACAUCCAAUACAUGUUCGGUUGUAGUUGAAAGUGAAAGUUCGGGUCGUUUUUUCAAUGACUUGAAAACAGUUUAAUUUCAACGUACUUGCAGCCUAUACACCUAUAAUCAAUUUUAUUAACAAUCUUACAUCACCCGACAAUUUCUUGGCAACAUUCAAGUGCUAAUUGUCUUUAUUCCACUACUGAAGAAGCAUGACUCAAAUCACCUCAUAUUUCAAAAAUCCAGCCUGACAAAAGAUACAUGUUUUAUUAUUCCAUGCCUCACCAUUAAGUUCAUUAUUGCCAAUACAUAUAAACAAAGGGGUGUGUACAUUUGGUUUUGAUAUUUCAUAUUUACAAUUAUGUAACAUCUAGUAAUCAUAGUUAUUCAUGCAACCAACUUAACAUUUUUGGGUACAAUUAUAUUGACAUUGUUACCCUGCUUUUAUAUCCAACAACAUACAGUGGGGCAAAAAAUGUAUUUAGUCAGCCACCAAUUGUGCAAGUUCUCCCACUAAAAAAGAUGAGAGGCCUGUAAUUUUCAUCAUAGGUACACACUCAACU